Molecule: messenger RNA, 3261 nt
Organism: Seminavis robusta
Lineage: Eukaryota; Bacillariophyta; Bacillariophyceae; Naviculales; Naviculaceae
Source: the annotation of a GenBank genome assembly
AUGACCAACUCGAGCAACAGCAACAACAACAACGAUGAUGUUGUUGACGAACUGGACUUACUCAAGAUUGUAGAGGCACGGUCAAAAGGAGGUACUUGCUCGUCCCCUGUAGUUGAGGAUGAACGCCACGCAUUACUGAACAAGGCAGAGGACGAUCGUGUGGCAACGUCCUCUUCAAGACCUGCUGCAAAUCGAACAUUUCCUACAACAACUCGCCGAAGGCGACGGCAGCAUGGCGCUGCUACUCGACGCAGAGGAGCGCCAAGUCGUGAAGUUUCUAGCGAUGGAGCGGCAGCUGACGAAGAACUAGAAAUGGUCAAGAUUCUAGAGGCCAGGGCGAGAGUGACAGCUCAUCAAUACAAUGCUGCCUCUUAUAGUGAAGACGAUUCUCGUGUCCAAGUAGCACCAAGUCACUACACCUCCAACGCCAUCCUGAGAAAUAGAAGAGAUGCACUGGAAGAUGAUGGCGAUGACCCUGAAAUUCUAAAAAUUGUCCAGGCUAGGACAGAAGAGGCCAAUCAACAAGAAGAGAAGACAGAAGAAUCGGCCAGUGCCUCUGGCAAUGCAAGCCUCGAGACCAAUGCACAAUCACCUUCUUCCAGCGCCACCAAGUCUAGGCCAGGUGCUUAUGCAGGAGCACCUGGAGUUGCCUUGCAACGGGUUGACACAAUGCGGUAUUCUCGACUUGGAGUUGGUCAAGCAGUAUCCAUGUCAUCUGGGAUGUCAGACAUGGACACCAGCCAAAAAUCUAUAGACUUUCAAGCUGCUGGCGUUCAUGGUAGUCAAUCUGGUCUGAUGGUUGCCAAUCUGGUUACCGAAUCAAGCCACCAACAUCUGCCAUUGGCUGAAGAAUUGGAAUUUAACGUUGAGAAUCAUAUUGAAAAACAGAAGGCUGAGAGUAAGAGACGUGCCUUGAUAAGUGCAUUCAAAUGGCUGACUGUGGGAGUGGUUGUUGUUGUGGUGAUUGUCCUGGCAGUGGUGCUUGGAACCAGAAAAAAGACACAACCAACAACAGCAGCGGAAUCUCAAAUGGCAUCCAGUGAACCAUCCGCCUCCGUGAUGCCCUCAUUCUUCCCAUCAUCCCCGCCCAGUAAGGCACCAUUGUCAUCAAGAUUAGCCAUCAAAGGGCUCCCAGAAAGUACAGCUGAGGCAAUUGGUAGGCCUGGUUCCCCACAGCAACAGGCUUAUGACUGGACAUUUCGACAUCCAGAAUUUGAUGGCAUGCCAAAUUGGCGGAAGCAGCAACUGUUUGCAUUGGGAACCUUCUACUUUUCAUUUGAGAAUUGGCCUGAUGAUCACCAUUGGAUGGACUAUGGUAACUCGGAAUGUUUCUGGACAACACAAUUAGAUUCAGCCCAGGUCAAUCCCUCAACAUUUGAUGUAAUGCCUGAAGGGUAUUUCAUUCGCACCUGCCAAAUGGCUUCAAGUAUUUCCAUGAACUAUCCAGAUCCUUGGGUCUCCAACUGCAACGAUGAAGGCCAUUUCUACUACAUGAAGCUCAAGCUCUCCACUUGGGAUGCCCCGCCUGUUCAUGGGACCCUGCCACCUGAAGUAUUCCUCCUCACUGGAAUCACAAUGUUUGAUGUUCGUGAUGCUAAAAUUAGUGGAACUAUCCCUUCAGAAAUUGGCAUGCUUUCCCUACUCACAAAUCUGAGAUUACACGGCACUGGGAUCUCCGGUGCCAUCCCAUCAAGCAUUGGACAGACCAACCUGACUGGGCUCCACUUGAAUGACAAUGCCAUUUCUGGCUCCUUGCCAUCUGAGUUGGGCUUGUUACCCUUCCUUGAACGCAUGGAUUUGCAGUCUAACAACAUUUCUGGCACAUUGCCAGCUGCUCUGGGCAAUUGUACCAGUCUGGUUAUACUAGAUGCCAGAAACAACUCUCUGACAGGACUUUCUCCAGAAAUUGGGUUAUUGACAAGCAUUCAAUACUUGCUGCUUCGAGACAACAAAAUCAAGGGAACGAUUCCCAGCGAAAUUGGGCUCUUACCUAACUUGGAAUAUCUUAGACUUGAGCGAAACUCAAUCACAGGAGCUUUCCCUUCCAGCUUCAAUCAGUCUAGUGUAAUUCAAAUGGAUUUGCAGGGCAAUCAACUCUCUUAUAUCCCAAGUGAGAUUGGUCUCAUUGGUAAUCAGAUUGGACAGCUGGAUCUCAGCAACAACAAAAUAGCCAGUUUGCCAAGUGAGCUGUUUCUCUUGACAAGCCUUUCUGUGCUUCAGCUUCACGGAAACCAAAUAGAGCAAUUGCCAAAUGAAAUUGACCAGAUGACGAAUCUGGAGCCUUGCUACGACUCCAUAGAUGGCUGGCUGUCAUUGUCAAACAACAAGCUUUCUUCAAUACCCUCAGAAAUUGGAAAACUGACAAAUCUGCGGACUUUAACUAUGCAAAGCAAUCAGAUCUCAUCAUUUCCGGAUGUGAAUUGGUCCAACUUGACAAACUUGCUGUCCAUCCAGCUCUCUCACAACUUGCUGCAUUCUACAAUUCCAUCAGAACUUGGCCUCCUUCAAGAGCUUCUGAAGCUGGACCUGUCAAACAAUGCCUUGAUUGGGAGCGUACCUUCAGAGCUAGGGGAGAUCUCGGCAAGUGUGGAAUCAUGGAAUAACACACUUGGUGAAUAUGUUUCACAGGAUGUACGACGGUUUCGAACGCUCAUUUUGAGAAACAAUCAACUAAGUGGUUGGUUGCCAUCUGAGCUCCUCCUCUUGACAGAAUUGGAAACUCUUGAUUUCUCAAACAAUUCUAUGACCGGGCCUAUGAUGACAGAGUUGGGCAAGCUGACAAGUUUGCAAUUGGUGGACUUUUCAUUCAACCAAAUCUCUGGUCCGAUCCCAACGGAAAUCGGGCAGAUCUUGACCACAGUUAGAGGUCAAGCGGCAUCCCUGAUUCAAACACUUGAUCUGAGCAACAACCAGCUGAGUGGAUGGUUGCCAUCAGAACUUGGCCUUUUGACAAGCUUGGAAACCCUGGAUUUGUCAUUCAAUAGCCUUACAGGAUCCAUUCCCAGUGAGCUUGGAAAUGUGAAUGCAUUUGGAAGUGCAAUCAUGUUGCUGGGGAAUGACUUUUCUGGGAGGCUUCCAGAGACUUUGUGCCCCUGGUAUUGUGCAGCUGAAUCGUGCUCUUUGGAAUCAACAGCCACAUCGAAUGCCAGUGAUAUCUUUGCGAAGGAUGUGGCCACUACAGACUGUAACAUGCCGACUUUGUUUGAAGUUGACUGCUCUUCUGAAUCCUUGCUCAACUGCACCGUUUGUUCUUGUGCGUGA